Messenger RNA from Lentinula edodes (shiitake mushroom), 216 nucleotides. RefSeq lists its product as uncharacterized. The transcript has 2 exons. The record is from RefSeq and is a predicted model, not a curated record. The annotation marks the transcript as partial. Lineage: Eukaryota; Fungi; Basidiomycota; Agaricomycetes; Agaricales; Omphalotaceae.
GAGCCCAAAACUGCCCCAAAACCACAACCGAUUGGGAACAUCGCAUUGAUCAUUCUCUUGACGACGUGUACAUGUUGUGCUUUGUUCAUACUAUGGAGAAGAGCGGAGGCUUUUAGAGCUAUCAUAUCACACCAGUUGAAGACGAUUACGCGAAGCGAGGGUCAAAUACGGCUUAGUCAGGACGAUGGACCCCCGGCUCAUGAAUUCCUUGAAGAC